AAAAAGGUUAAAGAGUAUACGGGUCGAUUGUUUUGAAACUACCAUCCAAUGUAGUUUUUCAAAUAAAACAUUCUGAUGCUGCUUGCGACAGUGUAAAGAGGUUCGUUUCUCAUUACUGCUACAUCUUUGUUCGAAAGCAUCCGACUGUUUAUUCGUAUCCCAGCCGUCUAAGAGAGACGAUCAGUCGAAUUGGAUGCUGCAGUGAAAAGCACAAGAAACGUUAGUCGGUUUCUCCCAAUUCUGGAAGCAUGGUUUCUAAGCUGUUUGGAUCAAAGUGAUGAAAGUGAAUAAUGCAAAUACCUGCAGAAUAAAAAAGUGAAACCGCUCGAGCGUUCAACAGUUUUAACGGACAAUAAGGAUAAUCGUGGUGUACCAUAAUUGGAUUGUAAUAAUUGUCUAUGCAAUAACAUCUUGUUUUUUGAUUUGAUUAUUAGUUUAAAAUGCACAACUGGCGUUCCAUCAUUUUGCAAAUAUGUAUUAUAAUCACGUGCUAUACUCUUUUGAAUGUAUGCUCAAUGCGUCUCACUAUGCCAGCUCGUAUGCUAGCAGUACAAGCAGGUGCUACACGUUUCCAAGAAUAUGCAGAAGAGGAGAAACAUCUCGGUAGGAGUGAACAGAAAACGGUUCAAAAACGAUUUAUUCUUAACAGCGCCGAUAGCAAUCCAGACAACUAUCAGGGCGUUGUUGGGCGUCCCGGUGUUGAUUUCCCUAUUCUGACAAGGAUUCCAAACACAGAAUUCAGCUGCCAAAACCACGGGAAUGGAUACUUUGCGGAUCUUGACACAAAAUGUCAGGUUUUCCACAUAUGCGAUGAAGGAAAAAAGAUAUCAUUUUUGUGUCCUAAUGGUACGAUAUUUCGACAAUUGGAUCUUAUUUGUGAUUGGUGGUUCAAAGUGGAUUGCACAGCGGCACCGAAUCAUUAUGCGGAAAGUUCGGAAAUGCUGGCACAAGCACAGCGAGCUAGAGUUCAAAGUAAGCAUCCGGUAACCCAGCCAAUCAAAUCCCCUGAGCAAUUUUCGCUGAACAUACAACGCAAACAUGCUUUAUUGAGUAAUUCAUUCGGCCCAAAUCUAGAGGCAUUGGCAAUUAAUAGACGUAUGGACUCAAGCGUAGAACAUUCAAAUGAAAGUAUUGACUUUGAAGAUAUAUCUAUAAAGCAAAACAACUUUAAAAGGAAGAACUGGGCUGCCGGAUAUGUUCAAGCCAGUUCCAAAGAAAUACAAACUGCUGCCGAAACAGGUUCAUUCGUACGAGCAGCUAAACUAUUGAAUGGUUAUAAUUAUCCAACGCCAGACAAAAAAUUGAACAAUUUGAAUUUAAAGAACGACGGAUCAGGACUUAAUCAAUCCGCCAAAGUCGUUAGUAGACUGGAGAAAAAUCAGUUUGCAGUAUCUAGAACUCCCAAAAUUUUCGAAAAAACUUUGAAUGAGUUUAGCACUAAGAACUCAUUGGCAAUUGAUGCAAAGCCGUUUAUCGUUCGUGCCACUGAAUCGUCGACUGUAGUUACGUCUACUUCUUUGAAACAAUCUUUACUAACUGGCACUGUUGCAUCAAUGAUCAAUCGUGGAAGCACAACGUAUCAAACCAGUACAUUGAAUCAAAAAAGCAAUCGCAAACCAAAUAUCUAUUCAGACAUCAACCAUUCACCAGAUUCAGAAUCUAUAAAAGAAAAUUUUAACCAACAGCAAUACACAACAGCGAGGAAACUCAGUACAAAAACGAAAGAUAAACCCUUUUAUACUCCAACGAUUCCAACAGUGACAAAUAGAAUUGUGACCGAACAAAAGACUCCAGUAAAUCCAACCAUUGAAGCUGUUGCUGGUGCAUCUGAGCAUGCUAUCGAGAUGAUGAAAACAUUACAAAAUCUUGAAAUGCCAGGACUUGAGAACAGAUCAGCAGUGGAAAUCCCACCAUCUUCCGGACCAAGUGUGUUGCAUUCCUUAGCUCUCUAUUUUGCUAGUAACUCAGGGAAUAAUGACACAUCAGCUACCGUACCUGUGAGGACCCGAGCCAACACAGACAAAUCACAAUUAGCGAAUAAUCAGCACUCAGUAACCCUACUCAGUCAUAGAACAUUGACUAAAUACCAACAGUUAUUCAACCCAGUGACUCCAAGUGCAACAACAGAAAGUCUGGAUAUCGAAACGCGCUUAGAAGAUGACACAGGCAAUGAUCUGGAACCCCAUUUCUCAACGCAUUCACUUUUUAGUACCACCGGAUCCUCACAAAUCCGGGAACUAGCUCAAGUAUUUACUCAUGCAUUAUCCGCGUAUCUACAGAACCCAGAAUCAUUCCGUCGUAUUUUGUCCGAUAUACGACCGAAAGCUCCUCCACAAUUAAUUACAUCUAAUCGUAUUGACAACAAUAUGCUCAGAGAUGAUGAUAUUUCUGCAGAACACGCGUCUUACUUUUCUUCCAACGAACAAAUUACGCCAGCUCCUCAAACAACAUUGAAUGAUGAGUUGGAAGUACUCGAUUUCUCCGAUGUAACGCUACCAACAACUGUCAAAAGAGAAAUUACUUUCGGAAACACAGACGUCACGACGGAAACCCCCUUUACAACAACUGUUUAUCCUGUACUUGCAUAUGCAAAUAGUAGCGAGCAGCUAACAAGGACUCCGGCUUCAGCGUUGAUUUCCGAAAGUUUGGAAGCUUAUGCGUCAGCUUACAGAGAACGUCAAUCAAAAGAAAUAAAAAUGCGCAGUCAAUCCGAUGACAAAAAUGACCUUGCAGACGAAGUAAACAAAGAAUUGGGUGCUAUAAAACCGCUCAAAUUCAAAGCUAUUGAAAGUAUUGAGCAAACUUCGGAUAGUUUAGAUAAUUCAAGUUAUUUCCCGAUGUCUAAUCAAUUUAAUAAUCAUCGUUCUCCAUCGUCAUACGGCAAGGGGGUCAAGCCUGCAAAUAGUGUCCCGAUUUUUGAUACUUACCCAACAGCUUUAUCGGAUGUACAGGCCGUGCCACUACUAUGGGGCGAAAAACUUUCUGCGCAAACAACUACAACAGCUUCUUCUCCAACUGUCUACAUCGAUCUAUUGCCACCACAUUUUGAAAAUUCAAAUUUAUUAGUUUCACCGUCAGCUGGGGAUGCACUAUCAGACGAUGACGAACAACUACAACGAGCUCAGAGCCAGUCAGUUGUUCUCAGUCGGAAUGAUAUUAAUAGCAACAAGAAGUCAACGACUAAGUACAGUUUUUUGAGCCUAGAUGAAGCCGUUGAACGGAAGAACAAUAUAACGUUUGCUGACUCAGUUGUUGUGGAAGACAACGCUACACCAAGUACAACACAAGGACAUUAUAUCACAAAACAAUUUCGAAGCGAAAGUGAAUAUUCGACCACUCUUCCCGAAGAAUUGGUUACGUCUACUAUUCCUGAUAUAGGUAAAAUAAGUUCCAACUCUCGAUCAACGCUUUCAUAUGCGGUAUUUCUUAACCCACUUACCAUAAAUGACGAUUUAUUGAAUAUAGACGGAGUAGAUGAAACUACGGUUUCGAAUACUGAACCUUAUCUUUCAAGGAUCAAUACUAAAACGACAACUCCCAAUACAAGUCCCGUUACGCCAACGACUAUACUGUUUAGAAAUUCAAAUGUUGUUUCCAGUAACACUACCGAUAUGAAGAAUAAACUGAAUGAGAGAGAAAGUAACGAAAAUGAAGUCAUGGAAACAAUGCAGAAAAAGGCAAAUCAAAUGUUUGGCGAUUUGAAUGAUUCUGAGGCUGAUCAUCUCAUGAACGUUAUGAAAAAGGCAGACACAAAUAAAUCUGUGCGACGGUUAAUUCUAUUGCUGAUACAAACAUGUGACGAUGACUUUAACAGGACAGUAGAAGAUUCCAGAAGAACGCUACUGAAUGCGUUGAUAAAUAUGGAUAGCAACGAAAACGAGAGUAGCGAAAUUCGCAUCGUAAAGUCGAAAACCAGCAGAAGUAGAAGUGUAGAAACUGAUACAAAAGAGCAUCCUACAAAUUCUCAUCAGUAUGAAAAACUCAGAGACACAACGACCGACAUUAACGUAAUCAAUAGAGAUAAUUUUGAAAGCAGCGAAACAACUUCGAUACAGAGCCAUACAGAUGCAAAAUCGACCUAUUUGGACAAUCUGAUCGAAACUACGACCAACCCGUUCACCAGUGAGGAAGUAGAAACAACCACUACAACAAACAUCAACUUUCCAGAACAAUAUACCACACCAAAUAUAUUAACAACUGAUUAUGACACAACAAUAACUAUAUUAACAACCACCGAAAUUCCAACUACCACCGAUUUUUCCACUACAUCGUCCCUGGACAGGUCGAUAGAAAAGACAUCCACCAUCCCGACGUUUAUUUCCCAGAUACAAUCUAAUGUUGGUGAUCGUAUACAGAAGAGCCUAGGAAGUAGUAUAGAAUAUGUUUCAGAAUUGAAACGACAAGUAUCCAAUCAACACUCCGACACGAGGGCACUGGAAUUACUCAGAUCGCUGUAUUCACUGGCAUCGAGAUGGGGUUGAACAUGACUUAAACCCUUGCGUUUCAUCAUAAGACAUGUUCCCUAGCAUUGAAUAGAAAUAUACCAAUCAGGAUUGCUUAAAUUAUUUUUCAUUAAAUUGUUACUCGAUAUCAACACAUACGCCAUAUUUAUUUUACUAGAUUUAAUAUUUCAUUAUAGUUCACUGUAUAAAUAUAACAAAACGGGGUUCGUUGCUGGAUUAUUUUUUCAAUAUGUUGUAAGGUCCAUAAAAAGAAAUAAGGCCACAUCACAUUGUAUGGUAACUAUCAUCGUAUCAAUUGUGAAAUUGUAUAUUUGAAUGAUGAAUAUAUUGUGAAAUACGAAAAAAAACAUCAACUCCAAUAUUAGCUUCCAUUAUUUGGUCCCUGUCGUUUGCAUAAAAUUAUAUAAACAGCAAAAAAAAUUACUAAUGCAUACUAACAGCAAACAAACUUUCAUUAUUAGCUCGUAUACUACUAUUAGGCCUCUUGCAUGUUUCAAAACAGAAAUUGUAUGAUAGCGUAUUAACACAAAUCAACAUGUAUGCAAAUAAAUUGUAAAAUAUAAAAUAUUAUACAAAUGUGUUCAUAAUUAUGGGACCGGUGAUCACACGAACUUAGAGGUAUUUCUUACGUUGUGAAGAAAUGAGGAGUAAACGUAAUUGUAAAUAUAGAGUCCACAGCAACAAGCUUUGCUACAUAUCCUGAAAAAAAAACAUCAAACAUUGUACAGAUACAAUAUUUUGAUAGUUAGCAAAACAUUUUUGAGAUAACACGAUCUUAAGUUGUUGUAUGAAGUAUAUGAGGAGUUUCUUGAUAAGUUGAAAUAAUUGAGGAAGAUCAUUUCCAUGCAGAAUGGUGGUAUUAAGAUGUUUGUGAACAACAAUUUGAAGCAAAUGCCAUACGCAAACUCAUUUGAUUUGUCAGUUUUCUACCAAUUUGCGAAACAUGCAUCACAAACUCAAAUGAAUUGACUAUAUUUAAGUAUUUCACUGUUAAACUAAACAUCAAAAAAAUAUUUUAUAUUGGGACCUUGAACAAUUUUUACUGGUUUUCAUGGAAAAAAUAUAAUUUUUUAAAAUCAUGAUAGACAAGUAUCGUCUAUCGCGUCGGUAAAACAACUUUUUUUUUCUUCAUGCUUAACAUCAAACGUCAUCUAUAAAACAUAGAUAAUCAUUUUGUGAAUCAUCAAUUUUGGAUAUCUCGAACUGAACUCAAGCUUAUUUACAAAACUGACCCAAAAGAUCCCCCAGCGUCGAGAUAUCUGUACUAACUUACUCAAGCUCCCAAUAUUCAUACAGGAUUUUGUAAAUACAGUCAAUAUAGCCUGAAAUUUAUCUUAAUAAAU
Molecule: messenger RNA, 5806 nt
Organism: Toxorhynchites rutilus septentrionalis
Lineage: Eukaryota; Metazoa; Arthropoda; Insecta; Diptera; Culicidae
Gene: thw
Product: mucin-2
Exons: 6
Coding region: 441-4481 (1346 amino acids)
Cellular component (GO): extracellular region
Molecular function (GO): chitin binding
Source: RefSeq, a predicted model, not a curated record